This is a messenger RNA of Onychostoma macrolepis, 783 nucleotides long. Its product is annotated as zinc finger and SCAN domain-containing protein 21-like. The record is from RefSeq and is a predicted model, not a curated record. The transcript has 2 exons. Bases 139 to 615 code for a protein of 158 amino acids. NCBI's taxonomy places the organism in Eukaryota, Metazoa, Chordata, Actinopteri, Cypriniformes, Cyprinidae. Gene Ontology annotation, biological process: regulation of DNA-templated transcription. Gene Ontology annotation, molecular function: RNA polymerase II cis-regulatory region sequence-specific DNA binding; DNA-binding transcription factor activity, RNA polymerase II-specific.
UGGUGUUUUCCUUACCAUUAUUUAUACUUGAAAUAAUUUACAUUACAUUGUUUAUUUUCUGUUGUCCAUUGCUAUAAAAACAAGCUCAGUAACUCAGUGAUGUAUUUUUGAUUUGGGCAGAUAAGCUCCUCCCCCCACAUGUUCACCAGUAGUGAAACUCCUCCCACUGUAAUCACAUCAUCGGUGAAGCUCCUCCCACUGCAGUUCACCAAUAAAUGCUGGAAUAUUCCCUUCAGUUCACAAGUGAAGACGACCAUCAAAUCAUCAGGAAGAGCUGAAGAGACUGAGUUUAUUAAAGAGGACAGAGAGAAGAUGAGAGAUCCAGAACACACUGAAGAUACUGAACAACAAACAGAGCUAAUGGAAGAGAACAAGGAGAGUGAAGAACUGAAUGAAGUGGAGGAGAAACAUCAUGACAAACCUGGAGAAAAACCUAUGAGUCGCUCAAAGAAAAUACAAGCCAAGAAAUCUACAACCUGCACUCAGUGUGGGAAGAGUUUCACAUGUAAACAUAGUCUUGUGCUUCACAUAAGGAUCCACACCGUUGAGAAACCGUUCACAUGUGAUCAGUGCGGAAGAGCUUCACACAAAAUAAACCCCUUAAGAGACACAUGAAGAUCCACACUGGAGAAAAGCCACAUGUAUGCGAUCAGUGUGGAAGGAGCUUCUCAAGGAAAUAUCAUCUUGAUGUUCACAUGAGUUCAUACUGGAGAGAAAUCAUUCACAUGUGAUCAGUGCGGGAAGAGUUUCAAGCAAUCAUCACAACUUAAUGUUCACAGGAGA